Messenger RNA from Notechis scutatus (mainland tiger snake), 367 nucleotides. The record is from RefSeq and is a predicted model, not a curated record. Lineage: Eukaryota; Metazoa; Chordata; Lepidosauria; Squamata; Elapidae.
UUCAAAUCUGUGGUUAUGGAGACCGGCCUGCUCAUUCUGCUCUAUAUUAUUUCAUUCUUCCAAGCAUCAGAAGCCAAGCAGAAAUCUUCAAAUCUGGAUUGUUUAUAUGACUCAUUUGAGACAAUCAUUUGUACCUGGAUCCCUGUGAAAAAUGCUAUGAAAGGGCAAUACCAACUCACUGCUUCGGUCGAAUAUGAGAAACCACCUAAGACAUGUCAAAUGAAUGGCACAAGCAUAAGGAGCUGUAAGCUAAUUCUUGAGGAUUACAGCUUGACUGUCACAGACACUAUUCUCUUGGUUGUAUCUUACUAUACUGGGGAGAAGUGGACAGAGGUUCAUAAUCAGAGAAUAGAACCAUUUAAGAUCA